Messenger RNA from Antrostomus carolinensis (chuck-will's-widow), 603 nucleotides. RefSeq names its product vesicular glutamate transporter 2-like. Lineage: Eukaryota; Metazoa; Chordata; Aves; Caprimulgiformes; Caprimulgidae. The coding region runs from base 183 to 542 and encodes 119 amino acids. The transcript is spliced from 2 exons. The record is from RefSeq and is a predicted model, not a curated record.
CUCUCCCUCUCUCAGACACACACAGGCGCGCACGCUUUCUCUCACUCUGCCGUUACCCGGAGGUGCACUGAUAGCCAUUAAUGAGGGGGGAAAGUUAAGAGAUUAAACCAAUAUGAAUCAUCGUUGCUCGUAGCAGUGCCCGAUCCAGAGCAGAGCAGAAUCCAGCGAGCACCCCUGCAGGAAUGGAGUCGGUAAAACAAAGGAUUUUGACCCCUGGUAAGGAGGGAUUGAAGAAUUUUGCUGGAAAAUCGCUUGGUCAACUCUACAGAGUCCUAGAGAAGAGGCAGAAGCCCGGGGACACCAUCGAGCUGACGGAAGAUGGGAAACCCAUGGAAGUACCCGAGAAGAAAGCCCCGCUGUGUGACUGUACCUGCUUCGGGCUGCCCCGGAGGUACAUCAUUGCCAUCAUGAGUGGACUGGGAUUCUGCAUUUCCUUCGGGAUCCGAUGUAACUUGGGAGUGGCCAUCGUGGAUAUGGUCAAUAACAGCACCAUACACCGAGGAGGAAAAAUUAUUAAAGAGGUGGGAACCCUUUCCUCGUAAAUCCCAUCUCCUCCCAGUACAACUCCCAGGUCCAGCACCUCAGCGCAGGGGAGAUGGGCUC